Molecule: messenger RNA, 1026 nt
Organism: Cladophialophora psammophila CBS 110553
Lineage: Eukaryota; Fungi; Ascomycota; Eurotiomycetes; Chaetothyriales; Herpotrichiellaceae
Product: homoserine kinase
Exons: 2
Coding region: 1-1026 (341 amino acids)
Biological process (GO): L-threonine metabolic process
Molecular function (GO): ATP binding; homoserine kinase activity
Source: RefSeq, a predicted model, not a curated record
AUGUACCUCGAGAUCCGCGUGAGCGUCGACCGCUCAGCACCAGCAGACCCCUCAACAAACCCGCUCAACUGCACCGUCACGUACACGGGCGUCGGCGCCGAGGACAUCGACCUGAACCCGGCAAACAACCUCCUCACCCGCACAGCCCUGUACGUCCUGCGCUGCCACGAGCAGCACGAGUUCCCCGCGCAGACGCACGUGCAUAUCCACAACCCGAUCCCGCUCGGUCGGGGGCUGGGGUCGUCAGGUGCCGCCGUCGUCGGCGGCGUGCUCCUCGGCAACGUCGUGGGCAACCUGAACCUCCCCAAGCCGCGUCUGCUGGAUUUCUGCCUCAUGGUCGAACGGCACCCGGACAACGUCGCCGCGGCCCUCUACGGCGGGUUCGUGGGCACAUAUCUCAACGAGCUCGACCCCGUCGACAUGGCGCGGAAGGAGGUCCCGCUCUCAGAAGUACUCCCCCAGCCGGCCGGCGGGAUCGACACGGGCCUCAUACCGCCCAUCCCGCCCGAGAAUAUCGGCCACUACAGGAGAUUCAACUGGGCCAAGGAAAUCAAGGCGCUGGCAAUCAUCCCGGACUUUGAGGUCAGCACCGCCAAAGCCAGGGAGGUGUUGCCCAAGGAGUAUUCCCGACAGGAUAUGAUCUUCAACCUUCAACGCAUCGCCCUGCUCACCACCGUCCUCUCCGACUCCCCGCCCGACCCGUCCCUCAUCUACUCCGCCAUGCAAGACAGGAUCCAUCAACCCUACCGCGCCGGCCUCAUCCCGGCCCUACCGUCCAUCCUGUCCUCCAUGUCCCCCCAGACCCACCGGGGCCUGCUGGGUAUCUGCUUGUCCGGCGCCGGACCAACGAUAUUGGCGCUCGCGACGGAGAAUUUCAAGAGUAUCGCCGACGUUAUCAUUAACAAGUUCGGCGACGAAGGCAUUACUUGUGAGUGGAAAGUCUUGGAGCCCGCCGAAGAUGGAGCCACCGUGCAGGAGGUGCCCGGGGAUGUGCUGAUGUACCGGAAAGAGCUCCCCAAGGUUUGA